This is a messenger RNA of Acanthoscelides obtectus, 688 nucleotides long. The record is from the annotation of a GenBank genome assembly. NCBI's taxonomy places the organism in Eukaryota, Metazoa, Arthropoda, Insecta, Coleoptera, Chrysomelidae.
AGUUCAUUAUACACUACCUAAGACUUUUUAAAUGCUGAUCUGGCAACACCGAACUUUUCGUAGCCGUCACCGUAGCAAUCUGGAAGAAUCAAAAGUUUGCUUCCUUUUUGACGUUGGUGAAUCUUUAGCCGAUCGUUUCAUAAACAUUUCCCCAAAAUGGGUCGUAUGCACGCGCCUGGCAAAGGUAUCGCCGAUUCGGCUUUGCCCUACAGACGAAGUGUCCCAACAUGGUUAAAAGUAACUACAGAGGAGGUCAAGGACCAUAUUUACAAACUUGGCAAAAAGGGCCUGACACCAUCACAGAUCGGUGUCAUCUUGAGGGAUUCCCAUGGAGUAGCCCAAGUUAGGUUCCUCUCGGGCAACAAGAUCCUGCGUAUCAUGAAAGCAAUGGGACUGGCUCCUGACCUACCGGAAGACCUGUACUACUUGAUCAAGAAGGCUGUAGCGAUUAGGAAGCAUUUGGAACGUAACAGGAAAGACAAGGACAGCAAAUUCCGUCUCAUCUUGGUCGAGUCACGUAUCCACCGUUUGGCUAGGUAUUAUAAGACUAAGAAUGUGUUGGCACCUAACUGGAAGUAUGAGUCUAGCACGGCAUCCGCCCUGGUGGCUUAAUUUUUUAUACGGUUAAGAUAAAUAAAAUGUGAAAUGUAACACUGAUUUUCAUUUUAUAAACACUUUAUUUUCCUGA